UAAUAAAAAGACAUAAAAAGACAGUAAAUAUUUAUUAAUUAGAUAAGAUAGUAAUAUUUAGUAUGCUGGAGGUAAACAUACGAGUACUUGCUGUGUUCCAAGAAACAUUAAGAUGGAAGAUCCUCAAAAAGAUCAGAAAAAAGAAGUAGAUAUUGAAACAACUAAACCAGAUCAAAAGUCUAAAGUGGAACUAGAUGAUAUACUGAUAAAAGAGAUUGGUCAGUUUGGGAAGUAUCAGUUGAAAAGUUUCCUAUUGGCUGUGUUAUUAGUGAUCUUUAUUUCGUUCAGUGCCGUGGAAUAUAUUUUUACAACUGCAAGAAUAAGUACUAGAUGUCUGAUUCCAGAGUGUGAAACUGAGCCAACGGAAUUUUCUCCGUACUGGCUACCAAAUGCAGUACCAUCAGGGUCUAGUUCAGGCUCUUUUGACAACUGCCAGCGUUUUGGCAAUACGUCAGCAGCCUUUACCGUAGCCAGCAGAUUAGUUGAAAGUAACACCUGCCCCAGUAAUCUUUUUGACCGCAAUGUGCAGCAACCAUGUGACAGUUAUGUGUAUCAAAACACACAUUCAGUCGUGUAUGAUUUUGACCUUGCCUGUGAUGAAUGGCGAAGAUCCUUGAUUGGUACAAUCCGAAUCUUUGGCACAUUGACUGCUCUGCCCAUCAUUGGCUUCAUAUCAGACCGUUGGGGGCGAAGGGUUGCUCUCACCAUCAGUGCCUUUAACACAGCUUGGAUUGGUGUCACGAGGUACUGGGCUGAUACUUACAUUGGAUUUAUGCUGUCAGAGUUCUUUGAAGCCACCUUUGGAUCUGGCGGGUUCUCUUGUGUUUAUAUUUUGAUGAUGGAGCUGGUUGGUCCAAAGUUUCGUGUAGCAGCUGGUGCGGCAUUGAAUACCUGCUUCGCAGUGGGUCAAGUAAUAACAGGUCUACUGGCCUGGGCCGUGCCAAAUUGGAGGAACCUCACCCUUGUAUUAUACAUCCCACAGUUCCUCACCAUCUUCUACUACUGGCUCAUCAGCGAGUCUGUACGCUGGUAUAUGAGCAAAGGGCGCUUCGAUGAGUCCGAAGCACUGCUUCGAAAGGUAGCUCAGGUCAACGGCAAAACAUUAUCUGAGAAGUCAUUAGAAGGUUUACGUCAUACAGCACAAGAGAAGUUGAGAAUCAGUGCUUUAGAGGCAGAAAAACGUGGUGGUGAACCAUGGCUUAUCAUGCAAGUCUUCCGACACAAACCAAUAUUGCUACGUUGCCUUAUUUCACCAAUUUGGUGGAUCACAACCACAUUCAUAUACUAUGGUCUUUCGCUGAAUGCCGUGAACAUGUCUGGCAAUAGAUACUUGAACUAUGUUGCUGUAGCGGCAGUUGAGAUUCCUGGCUUUUGGAUCUCAUAUUUUCUGUUGGAUAGGAUUGGAAGAAAACCGGUAUUGACGGGGUCAUUUUGGCUGUGUGCUGCUUGUCAGACUGCUUACAUUUUUAUUCCUACGGAUUUGUACGCAGUAUCACUGACCGUGUACCUAAUUGCGAAAUGUUCUAUAGCUAUGGUGGCAACGGCAGUGUAUGUAUAUACAGCAGAAUUAUAUCCUACGAAACACCGACACAGCUUGUUCGCUUAUUCUUCCAUGAUGGGAAGGAUUGGUUCCAUGGUUGCACCGCUAACACCCGCAUUCGGAUCAGAAUGGUUCGAAGAACUGCCGUUCGUGCUAUUUGCAUCCUUUGCUUUGGUGUCUGGAAUCCUGAUCUUCUUCACACCAGAGACUCUUGGUUAUACACUACCCGAUACCUUCGAGCAAGCUGACCAACUCGGAAACAAAAAUAAAUCUACGAAUUGAUAGACUGCACAUUGUGAAAAUCUCGUCUUAAUAUUGUUAGAUAGUAGUGCCUACAAAAUUAAUAGAAUAUAUAGGGGGUAGGGUUAUAACCAUUAACCCUGUUAUGUGUAUUAUAUAAAUCUGUAAGUCUUUCGAUUAAAUCCCUUAUAAUUAUUUUUUAAAGUUACACCUACUUACCAGUUUCUACCAGAAUUUUAAUUUCUACUUCUGCAAACUGGAAAUUCAGUUAUUGCUUAACAUUAUGAAAUAAAAUAGGUAAUACACAUGUAAUCUUAUUGGGUUUUCUGAGGAAAUUAUACAUAUUUAUUGAUAUAAAGAUACCGGCAACUUUUUAAAGAUUUAAUAUGCGAUUACUUUAUCACUAUUUAUGACACAUUGUUAAGAUUAUCGUGAAAGCAUCACAAUGACUAUUGAUUUUUCGUUUAGUACGCAGUUGAAACUGGUUAAAAUAGAUAUAUUAUAAUUCAUAGGUUAAUACAGGUUAAUACUAGUUUUUUGCGAGCUAUUUUAGUCAAAAAAACUUUGAGACUUCUCUAGGCACAAAUAAAAUCCUAUUUCUUGCCCAUAGCAUAACUAAAAAGGUAGCGUUCAGUGGAUGCAUGCGGGCUGCCCAAGACCAGGAUGGUUGGUAGCUCAUCGAGGGAUAUCUCCUUUCAGGAGUGGACGGCAAUUGUCUGAUAUGAUGAAGUGUUAUGAGUAAAGGGCUGGAUUUAGAUAAAGUCCUUGUAUUAUUUACCGAUUGAUAUACAUGUGUAACACUAUAAGUUAACAUAUUCAAGUAAUCCGCUAGCUGCACACUGGUGCCUAACGAACCUUGCCUACAGCUAAAUUGAUUGACUAACCUUGUGUUG
Messenger RNA from Helicoverpa armigera (cotton bollworm), 2673 nucleotides. Its product is annotated as organic cation transporter protein-like. The coding region runs from base 113 to 1822 and encodes 569 amino acids. Gene Ontology annotation, biological process: transmembrane transport. Lineage: Eukaryota; Metazoa; Arthropoda; Insecta; Lepidoptera; Noctuidae. Gene Ontology annotation, molecular function: transmembrane transporter activity. The record is from RefSeq and is a predicted model, not a curated record. The transcript has 6 exons. Gene Ontology annotation, cellular component: membrane.